Messenger RNA from Chanos chanos (milkfish), 2056 nucleotides. It is a transcript of the gene zc3h12aa, whose product is annotated as zinc finger CCCH-type containing 12Aa. Gene Ontology annotation, cellular component: nucleus; cytoplasmic ribonucleoprotein granule. Bases 62 to 1891 code for a protein of 609 amino acids. The record is from RefSeq and is a predicted model, not a curated record. Gene Ontology annotation, biological process: 3'-UTR-mediated mRNA destabilization. The transcript has 5 exons. Gene Ontology annotation, molecular function: metal ion binding; RNA endonuclease activity; mRNA binding. NCBI's taxonomy places the organism in Eukaryota, Metazoa, Chordata, Actinopteri, Gonorynchiformes, Chanidae.
GGGGAGGGUGAUCAGCUCAGCCGAGUUGUUUCACGCUGCAAGUCCGGUUUCAGAGAUCACAAUGCAUCCGGCCUGUCACAGACAAACCUCGGGCUUUGGACCUGGAUGGCAGGACUCAGAGCUCCAGAUGAAGGUUGACUUUUUCCGGAAGCUGGGAUACUCUCCCAGGGAGGUCCAUGCGGCGCUCCAGAAAUUAGGCCUGGAGACUGAUACGAAUGCCGUGCUCGGAGAGCUGGUUCGGAUCGGAGCAGGCUCUACCUCCGCAGCCAGCCUAGAAACUGAUGAAACGGGAUCUGGACAAAGUCCCCAUGGAGGGCAACUACAACCUCCGCUACAGGAAAGCGAAUCGGAGAGAGACAAUGGCCUGAAACCCAUUAUCAUAGAUGGCAGCAAUGUGGCAAUGAGUCACGGAAACAAGGAAGUUUUCUCCUGCCGAGGGAUUGAGCUGGCAGUCAACUACUUCCUUGAAAGGGGACACACAAAUAUCACUGUGUUUGUGCCAUCCUGGAGAAAAGAGCAACCAAGGCCAGAUGUCCCCAUUUCAGAUCAGCACAUCCUAGAAGAGCUGGAGAGGAAGAAAAUACUUGUUUUUACCCCCUCACGCCGUGUUGGAGGGAAACGGGUCGUUUGCUAUGACGAUCGCUUCAUCAUCAGGCUGGCUCAUGAACUGGACGGUAUCAUUGUGUCUAACGACACCUAUCGCGACUUGCAGAGUGAACGACCGGAAUGGAAACGUUGCAUCGAAGAGGGGCUUCUUAUGUAUUCCUUUGUCAACGACAAAUUCAUGCCCCCAGAUGACCCCCUGGGUCGUCAUGGACCAAGUCUGGAGAACUUUCUCAGGAAGAAACCUCUCUUACCGGACCACAAGCGGCAGCUCUGUCCAUAUGGAAAAAAGUGCACAUAUGGGAUCAAAUGUAAGUUCUACCAUCCAGAACGGACUAACCAGUCCCAGCGAUCUCUGGCAGAUGAACUGAGAGAGAACGCUCGACUGUCCUGCCCCAAAGAGGAGAGCCGAACCGGGGCAUCACCGAGAGGGUCCUAUCAACGAGUUGACCCUGGAUUUGGUUCCUGUUCCCCUUCUCUGGAACAAGAAUUAGAAUAUAGGCUGACCCUGGAACCUGAAGGUUCUGUGCAUAAGACCCAGAUGGGCAAAGAUGUACUGAACUACUGGGACAAAAUCUCCUCCAGUAAGAAUCUUGCCACAAACCUAAGCUCAGGUGGUACACUAAAUUGGCCCAGUCUGCAGUCCCCAUUCCACUCCUCUGUCACAGAUCACUCUUCUGUCUUCAGCUCAGACUCUGGUCUUGGGUCUUAUGAAAGCCAUUUCUCAGAUGCUUCCCGAGGACUAGAAGACCCAUUCAAAGCCAGAUCCAGACACCAAGAUGGCCACCUGGAGAGACAGGACAUUCCUCACACCUGUGUCUGUUCCUCAGGUGUAUCCUCAUCUACAGGCCCUCCACAAUAUACCAGCAACUUGCGUCAAGUAAACCCUCAGCAAAACUACUAUAGCUCACCACCCUUUCCGGGACACCCCAACCACUACAGCCUCCCCGCCUACAUCCAACAGAGCGGGGCCCACCUCUCCCUGGAGAAAAGCUGGUCAGACCCUCUUUGGGUCCCUCAGACUCGAACAGCGUAUAGUUUACCAAACCCCCGCUCCAUGCCAAGUCCACCUAGGCCUGAAGGGGCCUAUGGAAACCAACCGUCCUGGGGUGGACCACAACCAGUCCCCUUUGAGACUGAGAGAGAGGACGUUAGGAAGAGGCUUCAUGCCAUUUUCAACCCCCAUUUGGUUGACAAGGUCAUGAACAUGUUACCACAAAUUACAGAUGCACAAAGACUUGCAGCAGAGAUACUUAGUCUCAAAUCUAAGAGAGAAUACUUUUCAUAGUUUUCUUUCACUUUGGGCUUAAGCUCUAGUCUCAUUAGAGGUCAUCUGAUGGCUAAAGAAUUUUUCUGUGGGGCACUGCUUCUUGGUCUAGAUGCUGCACAGUUUUCAAGGCUGAUGUUCUCAUAUCUUUUAUCGCUUUGUUUCUGUUGUCUGUCUUGUUUUCAU